ACCGACCAUAGCAGCCAGAGAGUAACGACAGCUUCACAGAUUCCACACUUGUGCCGUGCUGCGGGACCAGCGCGGCUUGCGCGGGCCGUGUAUACUGUACAGUACAAACUCGCCUGCUAUUGUACACCAAGGGAAGAACAACGCUGCUGGAAAUGGUAGGGGCAUCAGCAUCAGUAACAUCUGCCGACGUGAGUGGCGGGGAGUGGCGGCGAGUGGCGAUGCUCCAGCCCGAGCCUCUGCGUCCGCGCGCAGCCGUGUCGUCUCUGCCGCACCUCCUCCCUAAACUCCUCCGCCUCUUUUUGCGUCAGCCUAACUUUGAAAGAUCCUGAGAGGCGGAGGAGUGCGCCGCUUCAUUACGCUCAAGCUGGCCAGCCAACAGCGGCGACUGAGAGUGUUUAGGAGGCUUGCUUACACCGCCUGCAGCCAACCGAGCGACCUCCUAGUCCCCCAGAGCGAUCACUUUAUUUGCGCGCAGACAGUGGUUUAAAAGCCGUGGUUUGAGACGGCUCAAGACACCCCAUAAGGCGCACGCAGACAGUGGUAUAAAGGUCGUCUUUUGAGGCGUCUCAAAACUCCGCAUAAGGCGCCGCACGCAGACAGCCGCGUCGAAAGUCACAAACCCGGUGUCGAGAAUGGCUGCCUCCAGCGGUGUGCCGUUCAACCCCUUCGACGGAGCGAUCCAAGUCAACGCUGCGAGCCCUCUCUCAGGCGCUCUCCGCUGUCGCCCGCCAGCAGCGCUCGCCUGCUCGCUCUCGCACGGCCUAUCGCUCUCGCUGCUCUCCUCGCUGACUGCCACGUGGCAGCACGGCAGGCACCGCCUCCGAGCCAGCACACUGGACGCAGCUCAGCCGUUGGAUGAGGCGUCGUGGAAGAAGGCCCAAUCCCGACCGCUGUUGGAGCGCUUCCCCCUCAAGGCAGCAGUGACGGCGAGCGGGCUGGCCCUGACAGGCGACACCUUGGCACAGCUGGUGGAGCGGUACCAGCGCACGCGGGCUGCGCCCAGUCGGCUGGAAGCAGCGGCAGAGAAGCACUUAUGGCAGCACGACUUUAUCCGAGGCCUGCGCAUGGCGUCCUAUGGCUUCCUGCUCUAUGGCCCCGGCUGCCAUGCCUGGUACCAGUGGCUGGACCGCCUGCUGCCUGCUCCCACGCUCACCAAUUUCUCCCUCAAGGUGCUCGCGAAUCAGGUGGUGGUGGGGCCGACUGUGCUGCUGGUGGUGUUUGCGUGGAACAUGGCGUGGAUGGGCAAGGCAAGGGACAUUCCAGACAAGUACAGGAGAGACUUCUUCCCCUCGCUGGUACAGGGCUACAAGUUCUGGGUGCCUGCCACGUGCCUCAACUUUGCAGUUGUUCCAUUAGAGGCGCGUGUGGCAUUCAUGUCAUGCUGCGCAAUUUUCUGGAAUUUCCAUCUUUCGUCUUCGCUUGGCAAGGAGGCUGCUCGCCCCACACCCAUAGUCCCUCCAGCCCCUGCUCCUGCUCCUGCUGCCACUGUUGGCGUGGCUACUGCUGUUACGGCUGCUGGUUACCACAUGUUGCCCUCACCAUCCGUGUAGUUUGUAACCAUGAUGGUGGGCAUGCUUGGCAACGGUGGGUAAAUAAAGGGGCUUGUAAAUAACGGGGUCGCACACAGGAUACACCCUCGGUUGUGGUGCUGACAUGUCAUUGGUUGCCCAUAUACCGUAAUAGACACAUUUUCUACGAGUAACGACUAGGUAAAAAUAAACCUAGGAAUGUAAAAGACGUAUAAUGUAGGUGCCGGU
This is a messenger RNA of Closterium sp. NIES-67, 1757 nucleotides long. The record is from the annotation of a GenBank genome assembly. NCBI's taxonomy places the organism in Eukaryota, Viridiplantae, Streptophyta, Zygnematophyceae, Desmidiales, Closteriaceae.